AUGCCGGUUUUACACGCAGACUUGAGCGGUCGCCUUUUGACAUAUGUUGUGUUUGUUCGGCUUCAGGUGUCAGCCAUGAAAUGCGGCCUGUUGCCGAUCUCACCUGAGGCCCUCUCCUUGGGUGAGGUGACCUAUCAUGACUACCACGGCAUACUGGUGGAUGAGGAGGAGGGCGAGCUCAUCAAGAAGAAUCUCGGGCCAAACAGCAAGGUAAUUUCUCUUACACUGAUUCGAAGAGCGAGUUUCAUUUCAAAUGAAGACUUAAAGAUGUCUUUGCCAUGUGGAAAAAAAACAAACAGGAUUGUCUUCCUUAUACAAAGAGCUGUUGUGCAUCAUUUCUAUUUUUCUCCAUCUUAGGUGCUCAUCCUCAGAAACCACGGCCUGGUGUCUGUCGGUGAAACAGUGGAGGAAGCUUUUUAUUACAUCCACAAUCUUGUCACUGCCUGUGAGAUCCAGGUAGGUCCCAUUAUGAGCUCUGUUGAGGGUUGAUUCCUUUACUUUUCGAGUCACAUGUCUUCAUUUGAGUUGUUAUUUGGCUCUAUAUAUUUGUCUACAUUACCAUAACUAUUGUCUUUGUCCCCCUGUGUCUCCACAUCUUAUCUGUGUUUAUCUUUCUUCAUGUUAACGUGUGUAUCCAUGCGUGUUUUGUUUUUAUUUUUGAUGUGCGUCUGUGAUCACACGUCUACACUUUCAUUUCUUCCUGCAUCUUGGAUCCUGUCUGUGGUUUUGUCUGUCUCUACCUUCCCCUCCUAAAUUUCUUUCAGGUGCGAACACUGGCCAGCGCUGGAGGGCCGGACAAUCUGGUGAUGCUGGACCCGGGGAAAUACAAGGCACGCCCACGGGUGCCAGAGCCAGCCGGCGACGGGUCGUCCACACAACCUAAGUGGCAAGUCGGGGAGCAGGAGUUUGAGGCUCUCAUGAGAAUGCUCGACAACUUGGUGAGGACAUGAACGAUUUUUACUAGUUAAACUAAAUUUAAAAAAUGUUUGAACUAGUGGGGUAAUAAAAUACCAGAUUCAUAGUGAGUAUUAUGUGUGUUUGCGGUCAUUGUCGCACAUGUUCUGCUAGAAGGGGGCUGUUUUUUUGUUUUUUUUAAUAAUAAUCAGAUUUUAUUUUAUUUUCAGAAUUUAUAAAUACAUGAUUUUAAUACAAAUAAGGUAGAAAAUGACAAGAAAAGGAUAAAACAUGAGGGAAAAAAACAAGAAAACAAAACAAAAAGAAGGGUAAACAUAAAAAAAACCCAACAACACAACAAUGUGUCAUCAAUUAAAGAAAUAUAUGUCCUUGUACUUAUAAAAAAAAGUAUAUUUUAUCACCAGUCUGCUCAGUCUGGGACCCCCUAAACCACUGUCUCUCCUCCGUAUAGUUUCACUUAGGGAAGGGGACAUUUCUAAGGUGUCAUGUUUUGUUUAUUUUGUUUCGUUUUGUUUUUUUGGUUCAAGUAACAUAUUUUGAUUACUGGUAUUUUAAUCCCAAAACUUCAUUCUUGGAGCUUUGUAAAACCUUCCCAGCCCUUCAUUUGUUGUUUGUGGUUUUCCCUCUGCAGGGCUACAGGACGGGCUACCCAUACCGCUGCCCGGCCCUGCGAGACAAAGGUAAAAAGUACAGUGACGCAGAGUCCUCAGCCCACGGUGGUUACUCAUACGGCGAGGACAGUGACUCAGGCGCUCGCUCCCCGCUGAAACACAGCUUCCAGCGCGGCCAGCGCGACAAGACCCGCUGGGUCAAUGCCGGCGGCCGGCCCGACGAGCCCUACGAGGACGGGCCCGACGGCAGCAGCCCCAAGUCGAAGCCUAAGGUGUGGACGAACAUAACACACGAUCACGUCAAACCCUUGCUGCAGUCUCUCUCGUCUGGUGUCUGCGUGCCAAGCUGUAUAACCAACUGCUUGGUCUGUGCCUACCUUAUUGUUCAUAGUAUAGAUUUUACAGCUACCUUGUUGUGGAAACAGGUAGGUGGUCGGCAUCCUGAGGCUCUGGGGAUAGUGAGGAGUUUUAAAUAUAGUACAAUCUCUCAUCUAUGAUUGAGCCUUUUCUAUUAAACUGCUUCACUAAAGAAAGGGAGUGGUUGUCAUCCUACUACUUUUUCCGGCUCUCUGUCUGUAAUUUAAGAAGCACUGUCAACCAACUCUGCUCUGUUAAUUACUGUGCAGCACAGCUGUGAUCAUUCUGCUGAUUCACUUCGCUCUUGUUCUCUUUCCGGUCUCCUAACGCUUCACGAUGCCGGGCCAGCUGCCUCCCAGCAUGCCCCACUGCAUGCGUAGUAGUGAAAUGCAUUGUUGGUGUUGAUGUUCUUCCCAGAGGAGCGAGCAGCAGGGGGUGUGGCAUGAGUCCUCAAGUGGGCAGGUGGAAGUGGCAGACAUGGUGACCCCACUUUCGCUCACCACCCUGUAAUACACGUCCUCUUUUUUUCUUUGCAUCUUGAAAUUAGAUUCUUAAAGUCUUUCGCUUCAAAAACAGAGUGAAGAAACAGCAAACAGAUCCAGAAGGUUUUUGUUGGUAGAGCUUUAGAUAUAAGAGUGAGUUUGCACUGUUGGCCGCUCACAAAUGGUUUUAUUUACUGUGCCUGCACUAAAAAAGGAAGUUGCAUGUCUCUUACUUGCAAUCUUACAUUUCCAGAGUUAUAAUGAAGAUAUUAAAGAAACCAGAUAUAGCUGCUAGACAACUAAGCAAACUUGGACAAAUGAAUGUUUCUCUUUCCUCUUAUUUUCAUUCUCUCUAGAUUUUGGUUUCAGUUUGUUCUGAUAAUGGUUCAAAUCCUGCAUGAGUGGAGUUGCUAUGAAAAAAGAAACAAGAAAAAAAAAACAUCCAUUGAAUUUGAUCUGACUUGUAAAUCAAUUAUCUCCUGUUGGGAAAGUAGGAAAUGUUGUGUUGUGAGACUCUUUCUCAGUGAGUAUAUCGUGUUGUUUACAUGUUCAUCUCAUACUCAAACCAACCCCUGACCCAGCUACCUCCAUCCAGAAACCCUUCCUCAUCUGGCCCUUGAUUUGGAAAGCUAGCAAGCUUAGUCUUACAGUAAACGCAGGAAUGAAAUCAUGAGCUUACGCUUUCCACUGCAAAUUACAUGCCUAGCUUGAAAAGGUGAAACGAAAUAGUCUGCAUGAAAGCUGAAGAUUUGAUUUUUUUCUCCACCGCUGCUCAUUCAGAAAUGGGUCCUGACUUUUUUUUCCUUCAAUCAUGCUGAGCAUUACCAGGUUUACUAAAACACUGAGAGUAAGCGGGGUGUUAUUUCAGACUGAGAGGAAAAUGUCAGCUAUUACAGACACUAAACGGUUUGGUCCCUGCAGGAAUAAAAGAUGCCCUCUUGUUUUAGUUUGUGGCGUUGUGACAAUGAGUUUUAUUUUGUCCCAACGUGGGCGAGUGUCCUCGGGUGUGUUUCUCUCUUAUCUCUGUCGUCUUUGUUGUCGUGUAUCAGCCUGGGAAAUGACUUUGGUGAUGCCAGCUCACCCCUCACUGCCACUCUCGCUUCGUAAGCCAGACUCAUCAUCUCAGUCACUCACUCACUCACCCACCUGGCCAUCCCUCACCUCACCCUCCCUUUUGUCUCCUGCCACCACCCACCCUUCACUUCUCCCCCUCUCCCCUCCUCCCCCCUUUUAAUCUGUUUUUUUUUCUUCAUUCUGUGAUGUUCUCAGUUGGUCUUCAGUGUGUUUUAUUUGUUUGGAUCUUGAAUAGAAUAUCAAUGAUGAUGAUAAAUGGAUUUCAGAUUUUCACAUUUGUUUGCUGUGUCUGAGAUCACACACUGGUUUACAAAUCCCCAUUCCCUCCUUAAACAGUUCUCUUUUGAGGAUUUUACACUUAAAAAAAUACAGUCUAGACCACAGGAGUCAAACUCAAGGCCCGGGGGCCAAAUCUGGCCCUUUGAACAAUUACAUCUGGCCCACAAGAUCUUGUCAUAUUUGUAUUAUUAUUGGCCCAUCAGAAUGAGGUCUGCAGAUUUCCUCCAGGAUAUUAAUGUAAAUUUUAAUACCAAUAUUUGAAAUAUCCUUCAUUAAUACAAAUCUGGGGAAGUAAAGAGUGAGGAAGUUUUGAUAAAUAGUCAAGAAUAUGGGGAAAUAAUUAAUGUUUUAUUCACAUUUACAAUUUUGCAUCUCAGGAUUACAAGUCAAACAUGAUUUGACUUUUUAUUUUGUGUUUUGAUUUUUUUCCACUCAGUAUUAAGAUUUAUGUCAUAUUAAUCCUUUUAGAUUCCAAUUUUAAAAUUGAAGUCAUAUUUUGAUUUCAAAAUGAUCUCAUAUUUCAACCUUUCAAACUUGUGAGUUUGCGAAUGUGAAGUUAAAUCUGUGAUAAUGGAAAGAUGACAGCAACUGUUUGUCCAGUGAGGUAGAGCAGGAGAAAGUUUGUGCAACAAAUAUAUUCAAGAUUAGCAAGAUGUGCAACCUGAAAAUAAAAUACAGCGUAAAUAAGACAAACGUAAAGGAAAGACAAAUGCUAAAUUAGCCAAAUAGUUAGGGUUAGGGUUAGAAAAAGAAAAAUGUAUAAAUUGCAAUAUAUGGUAUCGCAAUACUCACUGUAUUGCAAAAUGUAAAAAAAUCGCUAUAAUCUCGUAUUGUGGCUCAAAUGUCGUGAUAACAUCGUAUCGUGGGCCCCCUCGUUAUUCCCACCCCUACUGGUCAUUGGAUGCAUUGUAACUGUUUGCCAAAAACCCACCUAAGCUUCACUUGCUUCCUGUUUCUAGGUUGAUAGUUGGAGUUAGUACUGCUAUUAUAGUGCUCACCAUGGUUUGGUUGUAGAAGCCAGUGGGUAAAGUCGCAGAGACUACUGUCUUUGGUGCAUACAUACUAAUGUCUGCGAUCAUCAUUUCAAAGAACGACCAUUACUUGAUCUUUAUCAAAAAAAAAGGCUCCAUCUGCCCUUUUCUUUACAAUGCAUGAUGGUAUCUAUUGCACACCAGACCCCCAGUUGUACACUUCCCUUUGAAAUAUGGUGGGAUACAAUGAGUCCUCUAUAAAGGGUGUCAUAAAUCUCACCCACAGAGCACAUGAAAGAAGCACAGAAUGGGAAUUUUUCCCCUCAGAGUGCACGAUUAAGUGAGAGUGGGUGAUUUCAGACACAGCCACUCAAAGGCCUUGGCUGCUACAGAGCGUGCACAAGGUCCCUUUUUCAGUGUCAGGUUGAGCAAUAUACCAAUCAAAGUGUACAAAAGGGUAGAAAGAAUUUGAUAACACAGUUGUUUAGAGUUUCACACAAACAGAACAUGUUUUAGAUUAGAUUAGAUAUUCCUUUAUUCAUUCCUCAGCGGGGAAAUUAAAAUUGUUGACAGCAACAGUACACACAACAUACACAUUCACACAUACUAGCUGGGUACAAAACAAAUAAAUUAAGAUAGAAAAACUAGUGUAAAAUAGAACGAGCAGGGAAAGAACAGUAUAAAAGACUAGUAUAAAAAGAUAAAAAGAUCUUUUUGUCUGUAGAUUAAAUAAAUCAAGAUGCACUUCUCUUCCAUAUCCAAAAGUUUCAUCACAAUUCAGAAAGAAGAGCUGGGCAGUAUAGAAAGCCACAAUUCUCAGAUUUCUCAUUAUGUUUUUUAAUCUCACUUUCAGCAGCAGAGUUCAGGUUAACUCUUAGAAACUUGACCAUUAACUGAUGUUUGUGAAAUCUAAUUCAAAAUCUAUCAUAGUGAACCUGAUUUGACCUAUUUUAUAACUUCCAUGCUCUGUCUUUGACAAAUUCCCUGACUAAGAAGACAGUUAAUUUAGAUGAUUUAAUCUUAAUUCUGAUACAUGUAGGUGUGAAUCCAAGGCAGACAAGCUAGACCGACUUAAAUGAAUCAAACACUGAAGGUUGAUGACGAAGAAUUAAAGAGCAGCCCCUUUGUUAUUGUUCUUUUAAAUGUGAGUUAGUCUUACUCAUACCCCCCUGAAUGUGCCUCAUCAUCAUUGGUUCAAUUUCUACAUUCAAACUUUUUUACAGCCAUCCAACUUUUGUCCAUUUCAGUUCAGCAUGACUCUUGUAUUGUGAAGCCUGCAUAGUACUUUGUCUGAAUCUAUUUUUGUGCCUGGGUUUUUUUUUAAUGUCAUACAUGAGACCUGAUUUUAGUUUGUUUUUAACACUUGAUGUGGUGUUUACAGUGGACAAAGGAAGAGGGGCUCCGCCAGGCUGCUGUAGCCAAUCAGUUCAUCCCACUGAACACCAACCCAAAAGAGGUUCUGGAAAUGAGGAAUAAGGUAUCUCCUACUUCUCCCUUUUUACUGCAUCAGAGACGAUCAGAGGUUCUUGAGGUUUUUUUUUUAAAUCAGUGUUUUAAGAGUAGAAUGAUGUUGUUUACAGAUCCGGGAGCAGAACCUGCAGGACAUAAAAACAGCGGGUCCCCAGUCUCAGGUUCUGUGUGCAGGAUCCGUGGUGGAACGCUCCUUCAACCAGGUCAGUCUGUCAACUCUUCUGCAUAAACCCUCCCUGCUGCUACAGCCAUCCUGACCUGGAGAUGAAUCUGUGUCAUAAAAUCUUAAAAUACUCCCUUGUUAUGCCUUUUUUUAAAAAUCCCACAACAUUCAGUCCAGGUCUGGAGUCAACCUUGAACAAAAUUGCUGCUUAUUGUAAAAACUGUGUGUGAAGUUGUCCUGGACAUAAAGCUGUUUUAAAGGACUUUGUUUCAUCAAAUCCCGUUAAUUGUAAUCUGAUGUAACAUCAUUUAUUCAAAGGAUUCAGAGAGCCAAACAUGUCCUCCAUGUUGUGGGGUGACUUUAUAAUUGUGGCAUUAUUUUUUGACCACAGAAAUACUCAAUCUGGCAGGUGAGUAGGGUUUUGGAGGAGGUAACCUACCUGACUCUGCUCUCCAAACCUGCCAGCUCAGGUUGUGCUCAUGGUCAUAUCAUGUUGAUUUCUCAUUUCUCAGAGGUUUUCCACUCAGAGAAUAUUUUGGUCUUUUCUUCAGAUGUCUCAUUUCUGUGCAUGCACACUCGUAAAGAUUCCAGAGCAUUUAAACCAAAGUCCAUAAGAAGACAAUAUGUUGACAGAGAUACUGGUUGCAUUCAAAUAAUAGUCACUAAGUUUUAGGUCAGACUUCACUUGGCAUGGCGUUAGUCCAUCAUAUGAAGGAGACCUAUUAUACUGUUCAUAAUAAUGACGUGAAGUUAUGCGUCUGUGUCUGUGACUGGCGGCUAGCAUCCACUUAUAGGUCUGGGCGAUAUGGCCUCAAAUCAAAAUCACGAUGUUUUGAGUAGUUCACCUCAAUAACGAUAAAUGGACGAUAACUACUCCACAAUCUACUUCAUCUAUCGGUAACUGUAAAUUUUCGGUUUAUCGCCCAGCCCUACCCACUUAGCUCCACGAAUAGAUUAAUGUUGCUUACAGCUUCUUGCUUAUUAUGAAAGGUCCCAGGUUUUAGCAAUGACUGAGAAGCAAAUUCAUCUCUUACUGACCUUUGUUUACAAAGAAGUCAUCAGUGAAGCGGCGAGCAAAAAACAGUCAUGACGUGGCGGUCAUCCCAAAAACAUAAACGUCUGUUUUCUGGUGUCUUUGUGUUCGGUGCGAUAAGAUAGCUGUGACUGUACUUCACAAUUCUCUGAGAUGUACUGAAUCAACUAAGUGCAGAGCAGAGGAAAAACACAAGCACUGAAAGUGACCUUGCUGCUUGUGGGUGGCUGUGUCUCUGACAAAGCUGUCAAGAAGGCUUGUCUUCUGGCAUUGUUCUGAUAGGACAGCACAUGACAUCGAGUUGUAUCCUUGUCUCAAAACAAGGUGUCUAGAGUUCCCGGAAAAACAUAUAUGGGAAUUACGCCAACAUCUUUGUAUCUUUUGGAGCCCUGCGUAGAUUUAGCACAGACAUCCAACAAUGCAUUGUACAUCAGCAUAAUAGGUCUCCUCUAAGACAAAGCUAGUGCACGAAACCCCCCCUGUAUGAAAAGAUGGUUUGUUCGGUGCAUGCUCUCGGCUUCCAUUGCGAUGCUUUUCACGGCUUCACACCUUUUUCCAGAACCAUCUCAUUUUGCAUGAAUCUCUAAUCUUUGUAUUUAUACGAUAUGUGUGUAUGCAGAGGUGGAAAGUAAAUAGUGCAGUAAUUCAAAGUCACUUGACCCUAUUUGCACACAAGCACUUUAAUGCACCAUUUUUAACCAUGCUGAGUAGGAGUUUAAAAAAGCUCUCUAGAUGUGAUUUAACUUUGCAACAAAAAGGACUAAAUCCUGUUGAGCCUCUUUACAAUGUUUAACUUUAUCAGUUUGGAGGUUUGUAUCCUCCUAGAAACUAAUAUGAUUAAAUGAAUAUUUAAAUGAAUAUUUAAUUUAAUUUAAUUUAAUUUACAGAGAGUAUCUUUUCUUGUCUUGUUUUCCUCUUUUUUAUUACUCUUUCCACCUUUGUGCGCCGUACAGCUGUUAUGCCCCUGAAUGUCUGCACACAUACAUGCCUGCCAAAGAGACCGCUGAUUAAAUUGUGCUAGUGUUUCAAAAGAUGGCUUGUGCCCCCACCCCCCCUCACUGGGUUUACUAUUGCAGGACGCCCCUCUGUCUGACUGUACAGACAGUAUUGAUGGCCUCGAUGUGUCCGAGGGGUCCUAUAGUCCUGCUAGAUCAAUUAGAAAGGUACUUACUGCUCCAGUCACAAAUACUGUUCACCUUUUUGCUCACAUCAUCCUCUAAGUCUGCAGAAAGGCCUGCUUAGAAAAAAAAGUGAAAUGCAAUCCCUCAAAUACAAAAGUCUGAGAACUUUUCAUACAGUCAGAUAUCAGUAUUUGUUUGCAGAGAGGGAUGAUCACACGCUCCUGCUGAAACCGGCUUCUUCUUUGAGAAGUUGUUAUGAGUCAGUGUGGGCAGUAACAAAAGGAGAUGUCAGAUCCAGUGAUGGUGUUUUUGCUGCAUGUCUUGUACAGAAUUUUUUAAAAAAAGAAGAGGAAAUUAAAAUAACAUUUCAUGAUUACAAACACGGCUGCUGACUGCAGUUAUGCUCUUGUUGAUGCACUGUUAGCUGGAACACCUUCCUAAACCUGUCGUGCUUUGCUUUUAUAUAUUAUUGCCAUUCAUUAUUAAAGUUUAAUAGGAUGUGUUAUUAAACAUCUAAUCAUACUUGUGCUUUGAAUUUACAUAUUUUGAAUUUUUGGCUAACACUAAAUUACUGAAUGUGAGAGAAGAGGAUUAGGGCCAUUAGGGAAAAAAAGGUCUAUUAUAUACAUUUUUUAUCAUCAAUAAUAAAAACAUUAAUUCCUGUAUGUAUAUUGGACCUUUUUUACCAGUGGCCCUCAUCCCCUUUUGUAGAUUGUAUUGUUAGUCAUGUGAAUGUAUUACCUGUGUACCACAAUGAAUCUGCAAACCCCACAAAGGAAAGAUUAAACAAACCUGGUAACCUGCUGUAUCAUUGAUUUUUAAUAACUUUGUAGUUUUUUCUCUUGAGCUGCGGAUGGCAGAACUCAAAAGUCUAAUGAUUUUUUAAAAAGUGAUACACAUUAGAAAUAAAUGUAUUAUUAAUAUAAAAAACUAAUUUGCCUGAGUGUUGAUGUGUAAGCAGUACCAAUAUUCGUCUCUUGAUGUGAGCCCUAUCUGCUUGAAAGGACAGCGCCCCUGAAGUCCAGAAAAGUGGAUUUUUUUUAUCCUGUGUGCACAAGAUCAUAGCUUGUACAGUAUAGUAAGUAUUUAAACUCUCUUUUUGCCCUAACUUGCCCUUUAUUCAACAAUCAGUAGGUUGCUCACAGCACCUUUAGUAGUGCUAAUGUAAGUAUAUGUAGUGUUUAUCAUAUAUGUUUUAACAUAGAAAGCGAUAACUUAAUGGAAAACGUUGCUAUAACAUGCAAAUAUAUCUGUCACUAUGAUACAGCCAAUCAGUUUCGUCACCACCUCAAAUUCAUUGACUUUACUGUAGAGCACCACGUGAAUAAAUAGCGACAUGUUGGAUAAAUGCACUCAAGAUUUUACCUUGUUCCUACUAAGCAGCUACCUCCAGUCUUAAGAAAGGUUCCCGAGUACCCACUUGAGGUUAGCUGCAGAAGCACCAAAAAAAGUCCCAUUUGUAAAGCAGAAAUUAACACAUUUACAGCCUUUUUUCAAAAAUAGGUUAUGGUCUGAAUCGCUCAGAGCUCAAACAGCACCCACUCACUCAGCACGAGAAGUGGUCGGCACACUGUAGCUAUUUGUGAGGAGGUUAAAGUCUUUCUAGAGUCUAUAUAAUAAUCAGUACCAAUAGGCCCCAAACCUCUACUUAGCACAAAAAAGUCACCUACACUACAUCCAUGUGUUGUAUGGUCUAUGCUUUCUGCAGGAUCAUUGUCCUGAGUGUGCCAUAUUAGCUUGUGCUCACAAGAUAAUAACAUAUUUUUCCACAAGAUUAUCUUAAAUGCACAAUCAGACUUUUGUAAACAUGAAAAAAUGUCACUGUUUGGACUUUAGGGGCUAAAUUUAGGGGAUAUGUAAUGAAACCCCCAUAAACACAGCUUCAGCACCUCUCUAUUCAACAAAACCUUAAACAUGUUCACCGCAGUCAUUUGAAAGCCUAUUUGAAGUCUUGUGUCUUUUUUGCCUUCUGUCUGUGUGUCCUGUAGGGGGAGCUGGUGACCGCCUCUAAAGCCAUCAUUGAGAAGGAGUACCAGCCCAAAGUCAUCGUCAGCAAGCAGGGUCCCAACCCCUUCACCAAGCUCACCGACCAGGAGCUGGAGGAGUACCGUAAGGAGGUGGAGCAGAAACAGAAAGGGCCUGAAGGUAAACACAAAGAAACUGAACAGUCAAAAAAGUGUUUGUAUUUUUUUUUUCGGCCACAGGAUCAUUUUAGAUGUGAAAUUAAAAGACAUACAUGAUAACAUAUAGGAAGCGUUCAUUCAAUCACUUAGAUUAGCACCUUUCUCAGGGUAAAUCGUUUCUCCUAGACGACCGAGGAUUGUGUCAUGUGACUCAUGUCUGCGCUGGAAGGAAGAGAAAUUCGUUGAUUCUUCUCUUGUUUUACGUUCCCUUAAUUUUGUUCUUAUUCCUCUUAUUUUUACUUGAAGGUUUUUAUUACUGUUCUAGUUACAAAUAAAAAAUAAACACUCAAUAUGGAAAAAAUGGCCCACAGAUUCAUGUGCUUGUAUAGGCCGAGCUGUGAUGUUAUCUCUCCACACACGACUUCACAGCGCAGAGACGGGAUGAUAGCAAGGAGGGCUCGGCCUCCAGCGUCCCCUGUCCCGAGCCCGAAAAGCCACCAAAGGGUGAAGCCUCUGUCUCCGAACUUGUACAGGCGCCACCUGACUCAUCCAGCUCAGAGACGGCCCCUGAGCCGGGGUCUUCCUCCCUUGGCCUCACAGGUGGUGAGGCAGAACCUCCUCAGAGCAUUGAGCAGUCUGCAGAAGCGAUCGUAAAUGAAGUUUUAUCGACAGCAGAAGAGCUUCUUUCAGCCCCAGAUUCCCCACAGAAGGAGUUCCACUGCGCCGUGCUGCGAGCCCUCAGCAAGGAACCAGUGGUAGACUCAGAGCGGGCUCCAGGUACAACCAAACGGAGCGGAGUCAUCCCUAAAAUCUGGUCUUCUGCUUCCCUUCUCCCCUGCUCAGCCUCGCUGUGGGAGCGUGGGAGAUCCUUGCCUGCUGUGUCCUCUCCUUUGCCCCGGGGUUUGAAGUCUGCUGCCAUUGUUUUAUUUUUACCUCCUCACCCAAAGUUCAAUCUGCUUGAUUUUUUUUCCCCUCCCUUCUCAUCCCCUCUCUCUGAUGCCUUGUGCUAAAGACAUCCGAGUCUAAGCAGAUCAUUUACCUCUCUGCGGUUUGAUUGGAAGAGGAGCUGAGUAGAGAGGAUUUCAGAAACAAAAAGGGAGAUCAUUUUGAGAUUUGAAACUCCUCUCUUUGAUGUGCUUUCUCCUUAAGUCUAAAAGUGCUUUUGCAGUGGAGUACUAACUCGUGCUAACAGUCAAGGACGCAGUUUCUGAGCUCAGUCAUCCAAUCAGAGCUUCCCAUGUGUGGACAUGAAUAAUGGUGUUCACUUUAUGCUUUUCCUGCUAAUCUAUCCUGGAUUUAUCCGUGUUGGUGUCCACUCUCCUUUCCGUGCCUCUGACUGAUUUUUUUUGAUAAAUCUAAUGAUAGAUUGGGUUCCGUCUGGCUCUUUGGGUUAUUUUAUUGAGAUUUUUCUAAAAUCUCCUGAUUAAUUCCUCUUCCUCGGAUGGGUUCCUUUUGUUUUCUCCUUUUUUGUGUUAUCUUGAAACAGAAUAUUUUCAAUCAGAUCUAACCUCAACAACAAUCUUACUACUUAUUUGUUGAAAAAUUUCUUCAUCUUUACACUCGCACUCAUAUAUGUUUAACAAAUUCUCACAUUGUGUUUCUCCACUGGUUUUAUUUCUUGUUCAGACUCUGAGCAGCUAGUAGAGCCAGACGAGGAGGAGGAGCCCAAAGGCCAGAAACCCGCCACCACACCACCCAGCACCCCAGUCAGAGCAGAAGAAGGUAGGUUAGCGUGACAGACUCAACACACCUGGCUCGCCUGGUCCAGCAUGGGGUCCUCCAGUCCUCCUGGCUGGGCUUUUGAGCUUUUUUUAGGGUCUAAAGAGGGAAUGCAGAGGCUCUUACCCAUCCAUCUGCCUGUCUGUGUUUGGGGUCUGUUCUUGUUGUGGCCUCUAAUAUUACUACUACAGGUGUUGUGCUUUGUUGUUUGUAAUAAAAGCCCAAGAGGUUUUCAGUAAUCAGUAAUCAAUGAUACAGAGUCAUAGGUUGGGAUAAGGCUAUUACCUGCACACACAGGGUUAGGGUUUAGUAAAUAGAGAGGGUGACAUGUAAAUACAAGGAUUAUUUGUUACUUUUUUAAGUUUAAAUGUCAAAGUUUGAUACUUUAUUUUUUCCUCUUGGUCUUUAUUACUAUUGGAUUACACCUUUGUGAACUGUAUCAUCCCUGAUGAUACAGGAAAUUAUAAAGUAUAUCAUCUUUAUUUAAAGCUACUGUGAAGAGAUAUGAAACAGACUGAAGUGAGUAUUAAUAUCUUUACAUGAGUUACAAAAGUGAGCAGGACCCAAAUUGAUUAAACAACUCGUUAUUUUUAAUGCUUGUAACAUGUAACAUGUCAACUGGAGUGAUUAAAACUCAUGUGUGGAGAUCUUGGACAGUCGUGAAACAGACUAAAACCUAUAUUGAUGGCUUUAUAUGACCCAAUAUAGCAAUCCAAUUUAUCUGCAACAAGUUCGAUCUUUUCUAUUAGUUGAUUUUAAAAACUUGUAACCACUGCUGGUGGAUGAAGUGAGUUAAAACACACUGCUAAACAGCUUUUGUUUACAGUUGAAUGACAUUUAAUAAACAACCCAUUGACUGUCAAAAGACAGCAGACCUGUCCAAAAACGUAACUUCCACAUCAGGAUAAAAGCAGAAAAGAGAGCAGUAGUACAACUUUGUCCAUAGGGGGCGCCAGAAUCAAUCAGUACGUUUAGGUGCACAGUCAUAGCUUGAUUAGGUGAUUUAACUGGACUGCUGUCUUUAUCCCAGUUUCCAUGCGCUGGGAAAAUAAACGUUUAAAAUCAUUACUUACACGUCCUUUAAUCAGUGACAAGAUUAGAGGCACUACUUCGCCUACAGGAGGCGCCAAAAAACAAACAAACAAACAGUUUAUUUGUCACAGGAGUUUUAUAAAUAAGGGUUUAUUUUAUGAGUUUUCUUAAUGUGGCCUACAUUAGGAAAUAGUGGAUUUCUAUUCACAGUGAGGGAGUCAGUUUAGGGACGAGUAGCUUUAACCUCAGGUGUAAUCUAAUACCUGAAAUGUUGUUGUAUAACAUGUCUCUUUGUACAGUAAGUCCUUUGCCCCCCCUCACUUCCAUUCUCCAUCUUUUUUGGGGUCUACUAAGAAUGGUUCCCAGCCAUUCUUUUUAAAUUCUUCUCUGGUGUUGUUUUCUUUCUCUAUUUCACUUUUUAUUUAUGUUUUUUUUAAUUUAACACAGUGCUCGUGGUUUGAUCUGCAUAGACAUUUGUUUCUACUUGUGCUUUUUCUUCUUUGUGCCUGCGAUUACAAUCAGGAGAUGGAAAUACAAAAGAGUACCUGUUGCCAUAGUAAGUACGUACUGUUCCAACUCCUAAUUACCCGUCACCCUCCAUGCCCGUCUUUGAUCAUUUACCCUUUUUCUUUGCACGGCUUCACUAGUAGAGCUCUUCUGUGUUCUUAACUAACCCGCUUUUGAGGGUUUCGAGACUGUUCAGUUGGUUUUAUGUCUGUUUUCUGAAUUCCUCUGAUUUCUUUCCCAGGAUUGAUGGGGGUUAUUUCAGAGCUCCGCCCUCUUUUGCUAUUUGCUACUUUCCAAAUAAACCAAAAUACUGAAAAACUGCAUUGAAAAAAAUCACAAAAUUAGGUCUUCUUCAAACAUUUUCCUCAAUUUUAGCACUUGUAACAGUGGCCAGCUUUAUAUAAAGUGGGGGACGUUCCUGGAAUAAACCUCAACUAUCCAAACUUUUUGACUUUAGAUAACUUAUUUUAUUCUUCUUUCCAAUUAUUCACUUUCAGAUUAACAAACCUCUCUGGCACAUACACAUUCUAUCAGUAAAUUACACUUGAAUUUCUGUUUUAUGAAAAAAACAGGUAAUGUAAAUGUUGUUUGUCUUACAGAUGAGUCUUUCACCAGGUACAUGAGUGCUUUAUUUGAGUGUGGCUUUAAAAGUGAGCUUGCCGCUGAUGGCUUCGCUGAGACUCCCCGUUAGUUUAAUUUUAAUGAUGGUUGACUUCCACUGCUUUGCUGUGUGGUUCUGUCCGGUCUCCAUUUUUAUCUGUUUGUGUGUAUGGACAUGAGAGUAGUCAAAUAAAGCUUGUGUGUAGUGUGUUCUCAGGUUUUAACUAAGAAUUUGUCAGGCUAAUGUGCUGGAGCAUGUCAGAAAAAUUAGAAAUGAAUAAAGCUGGAGUUGUUUCGCACCAGACUGCACUGUGUGAGUUUGUACCUAAGAUGGAGGCAGUUUUGACUUCGGAUCCAUGAGGGUCUACAGAGGCGAACCUCUUGGAUCUUGCUUCAGCGCUUGUAUUUUCUUUUUUGCUGGGAGUAUUCGUGUAUUUUAAAAAAUGACCUGGUAGUCACUUGGAAAAGUUUCUGCCAAUUUAUUGAUUUAACAUCAACUUCUGCAGGUUAGAUUUUUUUUUUUUCUUUUUUUCAGGUUCAGCAGCUAAUGUCAGCGCUUUGAGUAGCCGUUGUUAGCCAGUUAUAAUUAAACGAGUAAAUUGCUGUAAAAGAUCCCUCACUUGACAAAACAAUAUAACAGCUUACAGUCAGCUAGCAACAAAGCUGCACCUUCAGUGUUAAAAUCAUAGACUGUAUAUAGAAUUGACGCUGUCUGCCUCCUCGCUGGGUGAAGCCACUCUGAGAACAGCACCCUCUGGUGAUGGGCUGUGGUAUAGGUCAUAAAUCCCGCCUCCGCCAGCAAAGCUUAUGGAGCUGUGGACAAACUUCAAAAUUGAUUACACAGAACAUAACUUUUCUCCCCCCUGCUUUCGGUGUUAACAUGUAGUUACAGUAAGACUGGUUUGUGCCCAAGUCCUCUUUUUUUCUGCACAGCUCCAUUUUUAAAAGUUAUUAGGGGGUUCAUGUUUUCUAUCAUUGACACCUGAUACAGCCUAUUGGCGUACGAAGAUUGCAUAGCUCACCCGGGAGAUGUGAUGUUUGAGCCGAGCGUCAUCACAGUGACUGGGCAACUCUCCCGCCAAAUGCGUACAAUGCUACUGCUACAGGAGGCGGAACCAAGUUGUCCAUUGUAUAUACACUCUAUGGUUUUUUUGAGUGUUUUAAUUUCUGCAGCUUUUACUUGAUAGCUUGCCAUUUGUUAGCAUUUUUAGACCCAGGUUUAAUUCUCUUCUCUCUAUGAAGACAAUAUUGAGAUUGCAUAUAUGCAUUUUACUUUAAUCAUUAGUCACAUGUAGUUUUUAACAUCAACCUUUGUGAAUUUGCCACAUUUUUGUCACCAAAUUCAAAACUGGUCAUUUAAAAAGUAUGAAGCAUUUUUAUUUAUACUUCUUUAAACUACGUUAGCAAAAGUUAGUAAUUAAAAUCCAAUGUCUUGAAAUUUAAGCUAAAAAGAUAACAUCACUGUAUACUCCCAGCAUGUUGUUUAACACUGAAUUAAACUCUGCACUCACAUGUGAAGACUGAAGGGUCUGUUUUUUGUUUCAAAGCUGAGUUUACCCUCUUUGUCCUUGAGAGCUGUGCCAGUUUUUAAUUAAUCCCCUCCUGACUUGUUAUAUAACCUCACUUUUGUUGUGGUUAUGUGAUUCAAGUCUAUGGAAACUCUGCCGUAUUUUUUUCGUGUUGUGGACUUCUAUGUUUGUUUGUUUGUACACAGGGUGCAAAUGAGCAAGGGAACUACGCUCAUUAAGAUUUCCCUGUUUAAAUGAAGGUAAAGCAGAAAUGCUGUGGACCAGCAUGGGCCUGCCAUGAUAAUCAUGCUAAAUUAAGUCCUGAAAGAGUUAAAAUGAGGAUUACUAAGAGCUCGGUCUUAUCUUUAGUCACUUAUUUUAGUGAAAUUGAGAUGUAACUGAUUUCUUGAGUGAUGCUUGUCUAUGUUGUGUCGUAGAAGAGUGCAGUGCAUCGUGUUCUUGCAUUUGGUUUUGGCAUCGGGUAUGUUUUUGAAAUGCAGGUUUUAGCUUUUCAGUGGAAGUACAAGCUGGUUAAAAAGUAAACAUAUGUACUGUCAGGCUUUUUAAAUGUACAGUGUGUAGAAUUCAGCUGCAUUUAGCAGAACAGCCUUGAUUAAAUAUUUCAAUGUCAAAAUAAGUGCACAAUCACCUGAAUGUGAAAUUAUUCCGUUUUUGCUGACUAGAAUAAGCCCUUUUUAUCUACAUUAGAGCGGGUCCCUUUGCAAGGAAGCCCCCCAUCUUGCACCACCAUGUUUCACCACCAUUAUACAGCACAGACUAACAAGCAAUAUUCUUGUUUUUUCAUAUUUACUCAAAAGAAGUUGUAUUGAUUGACCUGGAAAUGAAAAUCUUUUACUUAACAUGCAACACAGGAGCUUCUAGUUCUUGAAGGACACUGUUGGUUCACCAAUAGACAGAGUAAGCAGGAGACAAAAUCAGGAAUUUGACCACUUGAUAUUACGUAAUAGUUCCUAUACACUGUACCUUUAAAAAGCAGAUGAUUACAUUUAUUUCAUAGAUGCUGGAGGAGACGCAGAGUUAUUUGAACUCUUGCGGUUGAUAAGUUGAUUCUUUUUUGACAAGAAAAGUUGCUUCAAAAGUGCAUCCAGAGGUGUUUUGUAGUAUUUCCAGUAGUCUGCGAGCUCCACAGCAGAUGCAUGAUUUUUUCACCUCUGUGAUCAAUAACUCAUCUUUCUCCGUCCCCCAGAAUCCUUGCCUGAACCAAUCUCUAAGGAUGAAAGCGACGCAGCCACCCUGAGACAGACCCUCCCAGAUCUUACACCUGACGACCCCUCCGACGCCCCGGCGCUUCCCGCUGAAGACUCCGCCUCUGCACCUGCCGCAGCUGCACCUGCCCCCACCCCCGCGGAAGCAGACGCGGAAGCAGAUGCAGCUGCGGCUGAGGGGGAAGAUCCUGCUGACGCCGGCGACCAAGAGGGUGAAGAGUCUCCCAGCAAAUCACCCUCCAAAAAGAAAAAGAAGUUCCGCACUCCCUCGUUUCUGAAGAAAAACAAGAAAAAAGACUGA
Molecule: messenger RNA, 17492 nt
Organism: Xyrichtys novacula (pearly razorfish)
Lineage: Eukaryota; Metazoa; Chordata; Actinopteri; Labriformes; Labridae
Source: the annotation of a GenBank genome assembly